AUGUCCAAGUCUACGAGUCAUGUCCUCCACCACAUCCACAAAUACAUCUCGCGCAGCGACUCAUCAACAACAACAAACACAACAUCAGACCUCACCGUCCAGGCGAAAGUAGGUCUAGCGUUCGGCAUACUAGGAGCAAUCCUCCUCACCAUAAUCCUCACCACCCUCAUCAUCCUCCGAAUCCAGCACGGACCCGUCAUCACUCUCCGAACGCUCUUCUCCCGAACGCCGAUCCCAAUCGGACAGAGACAGUCAUUAUCAAUAGAUAUUUCUCCAUCGGACGAGGAAUCUCAACCGCCGCCGGCAUACACACAUCCACAUCCACACCCAUUACCAGAGGCAGGAUCAAAGGGGAAUGCAGAUAUUCCACUACCCCCACAACAAGCGCAUAUACCCCCCUCGCUGCGCAAGGAACUUAAUCUGCAUGUUGAUACAUCUACUGCUGCUGCCGCUAUCACGACGAAGCCAAAACCUACACCGCUGAGAACAAUGUCCGAUACGGAGAUAGUCAAAUCAUCAAGAUCAUCAACGUCAUGUGAGAAAGAUAGAGAGGCGCGCAGCUCGACGCUAAAGGUCCAGAUCCACCACCACCACCAUCACCUUCACCAUAAGCAUAAUCAGAAUCACCCGUAUUAUAGUCGGCUGAGGGUGGGGAGUCCGAGGUCGCCUGUAGGCAAUGGUGCUGGUGCUGCUGGGAUGAAAUCAGAUAGGUUAUGUCCUCCGCCGGACGAGUAUGCUGUGCCACCGGAUAGUCCUGAUGUGAUUGUGUUGCCGUCGCCGAGGGAGUUGCAGAAGUUUAGGAUUAAUGUUUAUCGAUGA
Messenger RNA from Aspergillus luchuensis, 819 nucleotides. RefSeq lists its product as uncharacterized. Lineage: Eukaryota; Fungi; Ascomycota; Eurotiomycetes; Eurotiales; Aspergillaceae. The record is from RefSeq and is a predicted model, not a curated record. Bases 1 to 819 code for a protein of 272 amino acids. The transcript is spliced from 2 exons.